This is a messenger RNA of Aspergillus japonicus CBS 114.51, 1188 nucleotides long. Its product is annotated as arrestin C-terminal domain-containing protein. The record is from RefSeq and is a predicted model, not a curated record. Gene Ontology annotation, biological process: ubiquitin-dependent endocytosis. Gene Ontology annotation, molecular function: ubiquitin protein ligase binding; protein-macromolecule adaptor activity. Lineage: Eukaryota; Fungi; Ascomycota; Eurotiomycetes; Eurotiales; Aspergillaceae. Gene Ontology annotation, cellular component: cytosol; cytoplasm; plasma membrane. The annotation marks the transcript as partial. The transcript has 4 exons.
CUGGAUAAGUCAUGUAUCUUUCUUUCAGCAUCCCAGACGGCUGGAGACAUGGCCUCCACUGCAGGGAGUUUUUGCCUUUCCCUGCCUGAAGCCAUAUGGGUCAAAACGAUCAAAGUCAGGCUUGUAGGACGGUUAAAGAUUAAGCGAAACAACGAUAUGAUCACCGAAAACCGAGAGCUCAUCACGUACAAGGAAGAACAAGAGCUCGCCUCGUCCAAAAUACACGCCUCUUUCCAUAUCCCAGCGGGGAACUAUGAAUUCCUUUUCGACAUCCCGAUACCGGGCGAUCCCUUUGAGACAUCCGUCGGCCCCAAUCACGCCUAUCAUACAUACCAAAUCGAAGCGAUCAUUGAGCGCCGAGUUUGGAAGGAUAUAGUCGUGUCGCAAGCCCUAAGCAUUUACAGGCUUCCUGAUAUAGAGCUAUGUCCGCUAUCUACGGAAUCUCCACUGACGACCGGGGGCCAAUCAGCCCAGAGUAUUGAAUACUGCAUCUCAAUCCCCAGCCCCACCAUCCCUUUCGGGUCCAUAUUCUCCGUGGACAUGGAGUUCCAGGCGCCAUGCAAGGACGUCAACCUCUCCGCCCUGACACUAGAAGUGGUCGAAAGCCACCACAUCCGAUUGAAUGCGACUGCCGCACAAGCAGCGCUGAAUAUCCUGUCCAUUAGCGCUUCGAGAACCCACUCGCUGUUCAAAGAAACACGGUCCCCCGUCGGGGAAAGUGGAUCUGUCAGCUGCACCGGCACGGAGUGGGCUCUGAGCUCGCGAGUGGCGCUGCCGCGGAGCGUAAGCUUGUGCUCGCAGAGUGUGCGGACGAAGAUGAUCGCGAUCGAGCACGCUCUUGAGGUCCGCGCCGAGUUUCGGGACCGGAAGGGGCGUUUAUUCGACACAAUUGUAGCCAGUAUCCCGUUAUCCAUCUAUAUGACCCCUCGAGUUAUAGGACCGGAUGGGAGCAUCUGCGAAAAGGUGCUGGAGUACGGUACAUGUCCGCCGCCACCGUAUGAGAGACACACGAGUCACGUCAGACUUCUGGAUGCCAGUGAAGUAACGGACGGCCCAGGGCAAGGCACAAUGCCAAUAGCAGGUCGGAGAUUAGAUGGUCAGGAGCUGCAUCGAUUUCAAUUGUUAGAGCUAGCAGCACCUUGCUACGAGCUAGCUACUGGCUGCGACCCGCCUGUCUACACUCUGUGA